Molecule: messenger RNA, 6223 nt
Organism: Harpegnathos saltator (Jerdon's jumping ant)
Lineage: Eukaryota; Metazoa; Arthropoda; Insecta; Hymenoptera; Formicidae
Gene: Mid1
Product: calcium-permeable channel component Mid1
Biological process (GO): calcium ion import across plasma membrane
Cellular component (GO): plasma membrane
Molecular function (GO): stretch-activated, monoatomic cation-selective, calcium channel activity
Source: RefSeq, a predicted model, not a curated record
CAACAGCAGCAGCAGCAGCAGCAGCAGCAGCAGCAGCAGCAACGAAAGCAGCAACAGGAGAAGAACAAGAGGACAAGCCGGCGAGCGGCACGACUCGGUGGUGGUGCAGGAGGUGCAGGUGGCGCGGCAAGAGGAAGAGGCGGAAGCGCUGGUGGAUCGCAAAGACGGCGGACGCGCGGUCGCGCCGUUACAACCGCCGUUACCGUUGCCGCCGUUGCCGUUGCUGCUGUCGCCGCGGGAACUCCUCGAGACGGCGGCGGCGAGCGUCGUCGUCGUCGUGGUCGUUGCAGCGACCACCAGCAGAGCCGCGACUGCCGCCGCGGCCAACGUCAACGGUCGAGACACGCUGGUCCAGGGGAACUUCUAAGGGCCCCGCCAACCCGGACCUCAGCUCAGGCAGGCACCUGGGCGAUCGGUCCGGGAUACGCACGAGCGGGGCUGACACCAUCGUACAGGGAUACCCCGGUGAGCGGUCGCUCGCCGACAGAACGGCAGGCUGGAGGUGGAGGGUCGGAGGAGGAGGAGGAGGAGGAGGGUGGUGGGGGAACGGGCGAGUUAUCAUCGCGGUGCGAAGACGAGCGUUGCCGCCGCGGCGGCGGCGGCGACGACGACGACGGGGAGCAACGCGCGCGUGUCCCUACCGAGACGUCCGGAGCGUCGACGACCACGUCGAGGCACCAUCAGCAGCCGUCCACCGAGUCGUCGACGUGUGUCGCUGCGCGCUGCGAGCUUCCGACCAGCUGGAAGUGGUGGUGGUGGAGGAGGAGGAGAAGGAGGAGAAGGUGGUGGUGGUGGCGACGGCGGCGGCGGACUUGGCGGCGCGAACUGUCCAACGACGACGACGGAGGGAUCCUCGCUCGACGGGGUCCUCGGUGGACGGUGUCUCCGAGAUAUCUCCGAGGGAGACGCUUCCACACACAGACGAGGCGGCGGAGCCACCUGAUCGACAGCGAGCUCGCGCGACGCUGCAACGUUCGUCGUCGUCGUCAUCGGGUCAUCUCGGCUACGCCGCAGCAGCAGGUAGCGGUAACAGCGGCGGCGACUGCGACUGCGACUGCGAGCGCGGUAGCUCGGCCUCGCGGAACCUCUCGGACGGAGGAGUCGAGUGUCAGCGGGGAACGCGCGUGCCGACAGGCGAGUGCCAGUCUCGGUGGCAGCGAUGCGGCUCCACCUGCAGCGACCCGACGCCCGCGACCGCAAUACGGAUCAUUCACGCGAGUCCACCGCGAGUCCGCGUCAUUCUUAUUAUCAUCAUCAUUGUCGUCGUCGAGCGAGCGCGGCACCGAGGAGAAGGAGAAGGAGGAGAAGGACGCGUCAGAGGAUACGCCAAGACCAGCCGAGGCGGCGAGUGGCCGACGUACGUCGCUGCUCGGCGCGACCUGCAAAGUGCGUCGGCGAGGAGCGCGACGACGGCGACGACGGCGACGACGACGACGACGACGACAGGACGUCGGGGACGUUAGCGUCUCCGAUCAUCCGCUCGCGCCCAUGCGGCUCGAUCCGCUCGGACUCACGGGACCACCUACGUCGACUAACGAGUGGAGGCCGAGUGCGAAGGAGGAGGGGGAGAAGAAGGAGGAGGAGGGACAGCAACAGCGGCAUCAGCAGCAGCAACAGCAGCAACAGCAACAGCAGCAACAGCAGCAGCAGCAGCAGCAGCAAGUGCAGCCGUGUUCGUCGUUGUCGCCGUUGUUGUCGUUGUCGUCAUCGUCGCCAACGACGACGACGACAGCUUCGCUCGUUGAACGUCGCGCGUUGUUCGUCCGCGCGUCGCACCGACCCAGAUCGUUCGGGUCGAUUCGCGAUCGCGAUUUCGUCGACGGUGACAUAUCCGCGCGAAAACAUCAUGACGAGCACCAAGGCCGCCACGAGCCCGAAGAAGAAGCGGGAACUGCCACUGCCUUUCGCGUCUCUCGCGAUUCCAUCGCUUCGCGCGGUACGGUGGUGCACGCGCGCACGCGCCACCGCCACGAGGAUCACGAGGACGAGGAUGUUAACGACGGCGACGCCGUGCUUGCUUACACUGCCUAGCAACGACAGAGACGACGACGACGACGACGACGACGACGACGACGACGACGACGACGCGAUGACAACGAUGACGAUGACGACGACGACGCCGACGACGACGACGACGACGACGACGAUGACAACGACAAUGACGACAACGAUGACGACGACGACGACGACGACGACGACGAAAACGACGACGACGAGGUCGACGUCGACGAGGGACGAGCGCGUUGUCGACAAAGGAUGCACCGAGAGGCCUACGAGGAGCACGACGGGAAGAAGCGUGGCGAGGACAGCGCGCGUGUCAGUGUUAUUACGGGUGUAUGCUCGGGUGGAGGUCCGCGCGACGAGUACGAACACGAGGACGCGCCCGGGCGCGCGUCUCGCGAGGACUACAUCCGCGCCGAGGUGGUGGGCGCGAUCGGUCGCGUCGGUGUAUCGAACAGUGCUCGCGAGGCAUCGUCAUCCUCAUCGUUUGCCGAGAGGAAGCGUGCUAGUCGCGAGCGGCCGACAGUGGACGAGCAGUUCCACGGGCGAGAACGGAGAGGAAGGAGCAGUGCGGCUGGAGAGAAGAAUAGCGGGAGGAGACGUAGCGAAAACACUGCCUGGUUUCAAAAGUUAUUUACUAAGAGGAGAGAAGCAAGGAAAACAAGAGGAAGAGGAAGAGGAAGAGAAGAAGGCUGCGGAUCGGGGAGCCACGAGGACGUCGGAGUCGACAAGCCGCGUACACGCAGAAGCUACUACAGGCUACUCCUCUUCGUGCUGUACCUUCUGGCGUGGCCCUUGCUGUGCUCGACCAGUGCCUCGGGUCACCUCGCCUCGACCUACGCGCAGAACCCGACCCUCGUGCACGCGAAAAACCCCGCGCAGCGUAACGCCACGCCGUCGUACACCAACUUGUUCUCGUCGUCAACGGUCAUCGUGCAUCAACACCAGCAACCGCAACAUUACGUUCAGGGUAGCAAUACCGACGACAGCGAGCAUCAUCGUCAUCACCAGAAGCAAAAGCAGCAGCAGCAGCAGCAGCAGCAGCAGCAGCAGCAACAGCAGCGACAAGAGCCAGAACAAAAAUCACAGCAACGGCGACAGCAACAGGAAAGGAAGGAGAAGCGGGAGCAGACGGAUCAGGAAGAGUCCGAGAGUUCGCACCCCUACAAGGAAUACAGCUGGGAGGUGAACCAGGUGAAUCCUUGGCUGUCGGCCUGCGACCUGGCGGGACCAGCGCCGGCCGAUCUUCAGGGUAGCUGCGGUCCACCGGAGGUGCCGAAGAACUGCCCGAUGCCGUGCGCCACGACGUCGCGGGACGUUUUCCACGAGAUGAUGAUCAAUGCUUCGAGAAUCGCCGGCGACGCGAGCACGACCAAGUCGGCGACGGCGCCGUCGACGGCGACAACGAAGACGAAGACGAAGACGACGACGACGACGAGGACGACGACGAAGAUGCCGACGACGAGGAGGACAACGACGACGACGACGACAAGGACAAAAUCGAGGACGGGGGUCGGGGACGCCGAGAACGGCGGUAGCGGCGAUCGACGUGGAGCGAAUACCGAGGAGGCGGGCGUACGGACGGCCCCGGAACAGUGCCUUUUUUAUCUCGAGGAGUCGCACAAGAGGGACAUCUGUCGGGACGAUUUCGGCCGGGCCAGUACGCAAAGUUUUUUAACCCCAAGGGAGAAUCGAUAUUGGUUCAUGAGCGGGUUGCGUCUGCGGCAUUGCUGCGAGCACGCGGUGGUCAACGCCCUGGCGCCCGGCAAGGACGGCCCGCUCAACGACGUGCUAAACGGCGGCCUCAAGUGCGCCGAUGCCCUGGACAAGCUGUUGCUCGUCGAUGCCCUGGCCGCGAGGCUGCAUUGCGAGUUCGAGGAGGUACUGGCGCGCUACGAUUGCGCCCAGCCGUACUCCGUCAUCCACAACUGCACCCAUUGCAAGGAGGCGUAUAGAAAAUGGGUGUGCAGCUCCCUGGUGCCUUACUUUGCUCACGGGGGACCGAUGGACGCGAAUAGCCUGGGUAGCAGCUGGACCAGCACCAGAUUAAGGCCCUGCCGAUCCUUCUGCCAGUCCGUGGAGCAACGUUGUCCAUACUUACUUCCGGGCGAUCGUGCCCCCGCGUACCCCACGCAAUACGCCGGCGAACCCACCUUUCUUUGCAGAGACCCGAACAUCCCCGAGACCGGCGAGCAGGCCGCGAGGGCGUUGCACAGCAGCGAUGACGACGAGUGCUGCUUCCACGUGUGCUCCGAGGACGCGCCAGGAUCGGGUAUCUGCGCCAACUGUACAGAACCGUGGAGACACGGCAGGGUCCACGAUCCCUCGACGGCGCCCCAAUGCGAGACCAACCCUCCUCAGGCUGGUUUUACAGGUCAAGAGUACCCGGGCUCGCAGGCGGGCCAACCGGAAGUGACUACGGAUCGCGGAAUGGUCGACGACGAUCAGGACACCGACGGCGCUUCCUCGUCCACCACCAUCACCCCGGCAUCAUCGACGACCGUCAGCAGCCAGCAGGACACGUCGUUCUGCGGCAGCGGCCGCAUCGGCUCGAUAUCGAGCGCGUCCUCUCUCGGCCGAUCGACCCCGUCGGUCGUCCUUCAGCUCCUCUGGCUCUGCUCGAUGAUCCUGAUCUCCUUGUCCGGCAACGGAGCACUACACAACAACAACAACCUUGCGUUCUGGAGUCCCUUCGCUCUGUUCCGGGUGAUCAGCAGCACCUUCUGCCUGCUCCUGAGAGCGCGCCUUGGCCUCGACGGUAGUCUUCGCCUCGCUUUCUUCGGAUCACGCGCAGCCAAGUUCGCCGUAGUGCGGAGCCUCCUGUUUGUCCUCGGGAUGCCGAGGAGAGCGGUGAUGAAAUGCCGUCGCCGUGGGUGGUGGUGGUGGAGGUCCUGGAGAAGAUCCAGCAGCCGACACUUUCGCUGGAAAUCCCGAGCGAAGGAGAAGGAACAUGGUCCUCGAGUCCUCCGUCAAUUUGGAGGUCGAGCUCGGGGUCGCGCGCACCUCGAGCACGAGGAGACGCCGAGGUCCACCAUCGCGAUAUCUCGCGGGGUCUCGAGGACGAUCGCGAGGAGUCGCCGGUGGGAAAGAUGGAGGUUGUGGAGGUCGCGGGGCGGCAGUUCCGACGGCCGUCGUCGCCGACGGAAAGCGCCAUCGCGCGCAGCUCGUUGCGCGCGACUCCCGACCGCCGCCGCCGCCGCCGCCGCCGCCGCCGUCGCCGCCGUCGCCGCCGCCGCCGUCGCCGCCGCCGUUGCCGCCGCCACCGAGAAGAGGACUCCCGACGUCGCGUUCUGGCGAUCCGUCCUGGUCGGCGCGUCCAUCUCGAUUCUCAGCUCGUACCCGAAGCUCGCAGCGUGUUCGCGUCGGUUUCGCGACUGGUGGUGCUGGUGGCUAUGGCGUUGGUGGCGGAAGUGCCGGGAUACAUGGCGGCCGCGGGGCAUGUCGGUGCCUUCGCGGAGGGAGGAUCGUACGGCGAUUCGCGGAACACGACGGCGACGGCGAGGAAGAAGAAGGAGCAGAGGGAGAAGAAGAAGAAGAAAAACGAGCAGCGGGUGGAGGAAAAGGGCUUACUCCAGGACACUCGAGAUGGACGCGUGUUCCGCCAAGUCGACGUCGAGGAAGGACCCGCCAUAGAAUGGCUUGCCUCGCUUUCCUGAAUACGCAGGAUCGUACGGGUUUUUUUCUAUCGCGGUAACCGCGAGCUUUCACUCGCAGUGCCGACACUCGAGGAGCAUACAUACACACACACACACACACACACACACACAUACACACAGGGUCGAUGAUCGUCGCGGGGCACGAGGACGUCGAGGGGCCCGCCGUCGAUACGACGGGAACGACGUGGCUCUCUCGCGAGCGAAAACGCGAGGUCCGGGCACUGAAAGUACGGGUACGCGCAGGAUGUCCCCAGGGAGAAUGUCGGCGGACAGAGAACACCAUCGUGCCGCAUGAAGGGCGACGCCGACGGCGAGAGGAAAAGCAGAGGAAACGAGACGGGGCCGACGAAGGAGGAUGCGAAAUGCGUGCGGAACGGAGGGAGGAGGCGCGCUCGGCGAUCUGCGUCCGCGACUCGAGCAAUUUCGGGCAGGUUGGAGCAAACGAACGGGGAUAAGGGAGAAAACAAACGAAUGACAAAAACAGCAAAAUACAUGAAUCGUCAGAACAACCGAGGACGAAGGAAACGUAAUGUCUAGCGUUAAUAAUAAUGAUAAUAAUACAAUAA